This is a messenger RNA of Cygnus atratus (black swan), 2616 nucleotides long. RefSeq names its product POC1 centriolar protein B (gene POC1B). Gene Ontology annotation, cellular component: ciliary basal body; centriole. NCBI's taxonomy places the organism in Eukaryota, Metazoa, Chordata, Aves, Anseriformes, Anatidae. The record is from RefSeq and is a predicted model, not a curated record. Gene Ontology annotation, molecular function: protein binding. Bases 1124 to 2401 code for a protein of 425 amino acids. Gene Ontology annotation, biological process: cilium assembly. The transcript has 11 exons.
UGUUUUCAGAUGCAUCUUCCCUGUAGUAGCAUAGAAAACAUGUCUGCUGUGGUGAACUGUAUGGAAAGCAAAAGUGAAUACUGGGAUUUAGUUUCUAAAACAGUGAUUACAGAUCUAAUGCCUUCUAUUUUUGUAAAACUUUGAUCCAUUAUUUUCUUAUUUCAGUCUGUCUUGAUUAUGUGGGAAAACAAAUCAUUUUCAGUGGACUAAAGAGGGAUAUUUUUUUUGCUCUUAAAGCUAAACAUGUUAAACCUGCAAGAUAUUGUGACAUGAAAGCAAAGAUGUUUUUACUCACGUCAGGGAAAGUUAAGGUUCUUGCAGCAGUGUUAACUGACCUAUUCUGUGGAUGCAUCGUAAUAUACAUAUGUAACAACCUAUGUGACACUACAGUAACGUGAUCAAACUGACAUUGAUGUGGAAAGUUGAAUCUUAAGCCUUGGAAUAUUUCUAGGUUUCUAGGGAAUUUACAUGCUAUCGAGGGUUUUAAGGUGACCUCUAGCUAUACUCCACUGAAGAAAAGGAAGGUGUUUUUAGUGGAUGCAUUUUGGCACUGCUUUGCAGUCUUGCUCCUGUUGUGGAAAGAUUAACCUGGCAAGGGUGAGUCGGGAGCUUGUGCACUUGGAAAAGAGUAGCAGCACUGGAACCAGGGGCAUGCUAGAGGUACUGUGAAUGGGAAGAAAGGGAGGUGGUUAGGAGUUCUGCUUAAAGGUAACGGAGAAGGAGAGAAAGCACAGAACAGCAUUAGCUACUGCUGUUUCUUUGCUAUAUAUUUAACAUUUACAUCAUCUUUGUGUAAACUUUUCCUUGUUAAGCCUGGCUUCCUGGGAACACAAAGUCGUGUGUGACUAUGCCAUGUAUCCAUUUUCUGGAUUUUGAUAAAUUUUACAGGUUUUGGACUGGCGGCAGGGUAAGGGUAGGGGAAAGGAACACAAAGGAAAAGUUGGGCUGUUUUAUUUUGUGUCAUGUGUUUUGGCACCAGCUGGCACGCUCUGCAACCGCAGUAGAGGUCUGAGAUAAUACAGCACACACAGCUUCUUCCUGCUCAUCGUAGUGUUGUGGGAGACCUCGGGAAAGGUUGAAAAGCAGGAGUUACUGAGCUACCUCUUCUUUGGAUAGGUCUCUUAUGAUAUGGAAGCUGAAGAAGCAGUGCAGAGCUUACAAAUUUGUGGGUCACGAGGAUGCUGUGACCAGCGUGCAGUUCUCACCAGAGGGGCGGCUACUUGCUUCAAGUUCCCAGGAUCGUACUGUCAGACUAUGGAUCCCAUGCAUUCAUGGAGAAUCAUCAGUACUGAAAGGUCAUACAGCAUCUGUUCGUAGUGUGAGCUUCUCGCAUGAUGGCCAAUUCCUAGUUUCAGCUUCCAAUGAUAAAUCGAUAAAAAUAUGGAGUGUUCACCGUCAGCGACUUUUGUUUUCCUUAUUCCAACACACUCAUUGGGUUCGCUGUGCCAAAUUUUCACCUGAUGGAAGACUAAUAGCAUCUUGCAGUGAGGAUAAAUCUGUGAAGAUCUGGGAUACAAGAAAUAAAAUAUGUAUUGAUAAUUUCAUAGAUUAUGGAGGGUUUGCAAAUUUUGCAGAUUUCAACCCAAGUGGUACAUGUAUAGCUUCUGCAGGUUCUAACCAUACGGUGAAACUGUGGGAUAUUCGAAUGAACAAGCUAAUACAGCACUACAGAGUUCACAGAGCUGGGGUUAAUUGUGUAUCGUUCCAUCCUUCUGGUAACUAUCUCAUCACUGCUUCUUCUGAUGGUACCCUUAAGAUUUUGGACCUCUUAGAAGGAAGACUUAUUUACACGCUUCAUGGACACAAGGGUCCUGUUCUUUCUGUGGCUUUUUCAAAAGGUGGUGAAAAAUUUGCCUCAGGUGGAGCAGAUGGCCAGGUAUUACUAUGGAAAACCAACUUUGAUUCAUUUGAUUAUAAAGAAGUUCUUAAACACCACAUUAGAAGAAUACAUACUGAUGACCCUCCUCAUCUUCUUGAUAUUUACCCAAGGUCACCUCAUCUCCAUGAUGAAAAGCUUCAGUCAGUUGAGGUCAACCCUACCUUUGAUGUGACUGAUACACAAACUCCUGACCCACCUGUUGUAGAGAUUACUUCUCCAUCCUUCGGUACUCUGGAUGAUGUCAGCCACGAAGAUUUGCAGUAUCCCCCUGCUUCAGUCUUGGCAACAAGUUCAAAGAGGAAGUCAGAGGACGAGAGUGAAUCAGCUAUGCAUAAUGUGGACAAGCAAAUAGACAUCUCCCCAUCUCUGGGUAAUGCUUUGGAGAACAUUGUGGAACAGCUGGAUGUUUUGACUCUAACAAUUUCAAUCCUGGAACAACGUCUGACUUUGACUGAAGAUAAACUGAAAGAAUGCUUAGAAAAUCAGCAAAAAAUUUUACUUCAGGGAAGACAGGAAGAAUAAAAGAUGAAAAUGAACUGUAUUGAUGAGUAUGUUUUGUAUAUUCACAAGGAAACAAUAAAUGUUGCUUCAUUGGAUUUCACUAUAAUUGAAAAAAAAAUUUCCUUUUCUAACUGUUGAUCUAAUAAAAACUGAAAAAAAUAUGUAUGACAUUUUAAACAUUAGUAGCAAGCAGAUAGUCUGGUUAUACAUUUAAUAAAGUGUAGCCCAGAUGAAAU